CAUUUUCUUAUUGAAUUGAAUAUCUGAAGAUUGCAUUCACGCCCCUCCGCAACUUCGUAAAAACAACAUUCCCAUCAGUGCAACAACUGCCACAAGUGCACCUACAGCAAAUAAACCGACCUAAGUAACCGAGAAGUGGUGCAUAUCCGUUGCAUCACAAUCUUCUUUUCCCCAACGAACCACGCGACAAUGCGAUAGAAUUCAAGAGUACGAAUCAUGGAGGACGAUGGUGAUCUUAAUGCCCUCCAGGCUUUACAUAAGAAUCUGAGCAACACAACUGAGGCGCUCAGAGCCGAUCGCGAAUUUGAGGUCCGGAACGGGUUGCUCUUGCGCUUUUUAGAAACUUCAGGCGCUCUCUUGGAUGACCUGAGCCCAAAGUUUAGGGCGUUACUAGAAAAACCUGGAAGAAGAAAAGAAAGUCGAGAUGCCGUGUUGUCAGGGAAAGCCGUCUUGUCCGGCGAGGAAUAUACUUUGAAUAAGGACUUCCAAGAGCUUACCUUACAAAUUGCCGACAGUUUAGAAUUGGACGAGAUCGAUGCAGCCAAAUUGGCCCUCGCUACCCAACAUGACGAUAUCGCAUUGGGGCGUUCUUGGAAGGAAUGCGCCAUAAUACGGUUCCAUCAGCAGAGGAGCUUCUUGCUCAACUGCAUGCUACUGCUUUUGGAACUUGCUAAGGAAGAGGAUGAACUUGUCGCUGAAGAUGUCGGUGAGAACAUUGGAUCCCUCGGAAGCCUUAGUCGAUACGUCAGCGAGAAUAUCCUUCGAGAAAACCUUCCUGGCAUUACCAAUUCGCCAUCACAACCGAGAUUUGUGCCUGCAUGCGUGUCUACGAUGGGCGAUAUCAGAAUGUGGCUUCAAAAGCUUGCCGAACAGGUCGCGAGCGCUUCUGUGCUAGGUGUUGCCAGCGAGGCCCAGUUUCAGGAGACCGUGGAACUCACAUAUGUCAGCCUGGUUCAGCAGCAUGAACUCCUUUCUGUCAUUCUCUGUUACGCAAUCGAGAAACAUGUGGCAAUUGAGAAUGACUUCAUUGAUUUUCUUCGGAUACUGAAGCAGGCUACUAGAUACGACUCUUGCACUGUACAUCUCGUACCUGUGCUCGGCACUUACAUCUCGAUUUUCGGCUCUACGGAGGGCAGCGGAAGUGUGGAACAAGCGAGAAAGUUGAAUCGUAUCGUUUGCCAACAAUCGGAAGAUGAAGCGCGGAGUAUGCCUUUCCUUAAUGCGGCAGUGAGAGCUUGGUGGAUUGCCGAAUACAGUGGCUGGUAUAUGGAUGACGCUGCCGGCUCAGGUCUUUCCGGUAUUGAUAUUGACGAAGAGGACAAGCAAAGGUCGAGAUUGUUUGCCGAAGCAUUAAGAGAUGGCGCUUUUGACUUCAUGUUGGCAGUUAUCGCUGAUGUUAAAGCGUCUGAGUGGGAAGACGCCGCUCGAAAAUCAUUACGACAAUGGCUUCGAAAGCGAACCCCACCCCUAUCUACUGAUACUCUUCCAUUUUCAGAACCUUUUCAGGCACGUCUUGCAGCAAAACUUGAGACGUUUGUAGAUGCCUUCAUAUCAAACAUGCCCGACGUUCUCCGAAGGCUGAAAAUCGAGGAGGAUGAACAGCGUCAGACUAGCCAAGGCCAGGAACAAGACUACGACUUAGAGAGGUUUCUUCUUAUUAUCGCCUACUCUUUCGAAGGCCGACCGGAGGCUGCGGAUGGGUUUUGGGGUGACCCCGAGAAUAAUCUAGCGGGGUUUCUUCAAUGGGCGUCUCGAAGAGCGACAACCCCAGUGCAGGCCGCAUUCUGUGAGAUGCUCCAGUCCUUAUCUGAGGACGAGCCUUCUGCCAAAUCCGCGCACGAAUUUCUCCUGGACGAAGGCCAUCAAAUUCGAAAGCCAUUGACUAUUACAUGGGCCCACAUCAUCCACGAGCUGGAAUACUUUGCUAAUAAAAUCAGAGAGAAACCCGCCGCAACCCAGGUCAGCAUGAACAGAGCUGGAAAAGUCAACCCGGAACAAGCCGAAACCGAACCAGAAUUUGCGGCGAUGCUGGAAUCCUACCUGAGACUUAUGGCUAAACUGACUAGUCAAAGCGAGGCAGCACGUAAAUACCUGUUCGAGCAACCACACCUACUGAGUAUACUCUUUCAAGUGGUGAGCAGCUUGGUUACACCUCGGAUCAGAGCAUGUACGUUUAGGGCGCUAUCCUCUCUUCUUAGUCGAAAGACCGUUGAACAAAACGAUAUUUUGUGGGAGUAUUUAGAAGCAUGCCUCUCUGGGCGCUUCUUUUUGUCUACAAAUAGGGCCGGGUCUUCCUCAAGCGCCCAGCCCCCAUCUUUCUACAUGGAAGGUCUCUUUCAAGAGAUGAGUCCGCACGCCGACGAUGCUAUUGCUUUCAUUCAGUUCCUAGCUACGUUGACAUCCCUUCCACAGGAAUCCAGUUCUCUUAGGGAUGUGCUGCCGUAUCCAAAGGAUCUUGGUGCAUCGACUCGGAUGCGCUCGGGCAUCGAGCCGUACAUAGACUUCGCCCUAGGGCACAUGUUCUCCAUUCGAGCUCAGGAUGUUCCAGAAUCCGUGCAGCAGAGAAUGCUACGACUAUGUUGCUUAGAUCUUGCAUUAACAUGUGUUUCUAACUUCAACGAGGACUUAAUUAUAUUUAGCAACGAAACUAACGUCAAUGUUGAUGCUGCAAUAAAAUGCGACAGCCUCGAAAAUUACGUCACAUUGCACCCAUUCGCUAGAGUCAUGGAGUGGAUGUAUGAUGCCAAGUUCAUGAAGGGCAUCCUCGAAACGAUACACCAAAACCCGGCGGAUAUUGGAAAGGCGGCACCAGAUUCACCUCUCAUCCUUAGUGUUCUCCGCGCGAUUGAGCUUGUCUCGAAGGCUUUGGAUCUUCAAGCUACUUAUAUUAAUCUUGUCAGGCCGAUUGUAAAACCACAGUCUCGGACACAAGGUCGUUCGGCAUAUAUACCCGUGUCAAAUGGGGCGUUCGGUUCUAUAGAAGACGGCCUUAUGGUUAGUAUGGCGCUGAUGUCUGAUCUCGGCAGUUACUGUGGCAUUGGCCAUCCAGAGUUAACUUUGGCAAGUCUGAAGCUCUUGGAGAAGAUAUCGGCGUCGCCUAGGGUCAUUUCUGUUUGGCAAUCGGGCUCUUCGAACUUAACUCAUCGAAACAAAGCUAUUAUGGCUUUGGAGGAACAUGACGACGCGGCCACCAUUGCUGGAUCUUUUAUUACCGAGUUUCAUACCCCCCUAGACCUUUUCAAGGAAAGCGAGUCACCGGAAUAUCAAAUCAAACUCUACAUCCUCGAUUUCAUCCAUUCUUGCAUGCAAGCGAGCCCAGACCGACCUACGAUUGCUCAUUUGCUUCUUGGAUUUCGUUGCGGGGCCAACACAGUUGAGAUCGAGCCUGGUAGCCCAUUUGACGAGGGGAAGUCUCUAUUCCAUGCACUAUUGCCAGUGAUUAUUGACGUUAAGGCGACAAAUGAAGAAGGAUCCAUGAUUACGUGGCUCGUGAAUUUUAGGUAUAAGGUUAUGCGAAUUCUCAAACUACUUUGGAGUUCUCCGCUAUCCUCUAGGACCGUCCUCGAAGAACUUCGAGCGAAUGAAUUCCUCUUCCAUAUUCUUGUCCAAGGUUUGGUGGUCCAGCAAAAUCUUCUAUGGGAUGGGGUUGAGGCCAGCGGACCAGACUUCCUUACCUACCCCGCUGCUGGAGGCUAUGUUGAUUUUCUCUCAAUGAGGGCCAUGGCACUUGAGUAUGUUACUCGCGAGCUCUGCAGCGUCUCCCUUGGCCACACGCCCGCUCUGAAGCGACGGAUCUUCGACGCCCUCGGAGGCCAAAUUAAAGUCGAUAGUCAGGGUGUUAUAUCAGUACCCUCGGCAUUCGAGUUUCAGGAUUCUCUAUCUCAAGAAUCUCAGUUCGAAACUGCUCCGCCCGAUUUCAAAAUUGUUGGAGAAUUAGAUCUUAGUUCCUGUCUUGAGGAGGACGACGACCAAAAUCGAAUAUACAAUUUGAACAAGGUACAGGAAAUUUUGCUUUUACGAUUUAAUGAGACUGGCAGGCCUGGCCAACUUAUCCUGCAGGAGGACCUUGAACUUAUGGAAACUGAAAAGGACAUGCUGCUACAAUACCUACGGUACCUGAACCGAUUUACGCAAAUAAGAGCGUACAGCCACAAGGUUCUAGCAGCGUGGACGAGAUUGUUGAUGGUUAUGACCAAUUGCAACGAGUUCAAGGGCACAAACAAAGUCUCUUUCAUACUACAAACGCUGCAGGCGAUGCUGCCUAGCCUCGAAAUGUACGGUUCGGAUAACCCUAGCGCUGCUCUAGAGCUCGCAAAGCUUGCUAAGGUGUUAUUAUUCGAAUUGGAUUUCGAGACGAUGACCUCGACCGAUAAACAAAGUCGAGCGGUGGAGAAUUUAAUCAGUGACAAGCUUUUCCAACUUCUCCAGGUCUGCCUGAGCGCGAUUGCAAAAUGGGCCGGUAAUCAAGAACUGCGAGCAGUCUAUUACAGUAUUUGCUAUCGGCACUUGACGGGGCUCGUCGACCACGGACACGGAGUUUCGUCGAGCCUACGAAAGACAACUAAGACGAUACAGGCAUUCGGUGAGAAGUUGUUAAAUGUCGUGUGCGACGAUGCAUUUGGCGGGGACGCGGCAUGUCAAUCGGCAGCUCUAAUCCUCCUAGGAACCCUAGUCCAGCUUGGCAAGCAGGAGAAUGAUAACUUUGUAGUGGAAACGCUCAACCGACUGAACUUCAUCGGCAUACUCGUCGAUUCUCUGCGCGACGUAUUGGCGGAAUGGGAAGUCGUUAGCCGGACAGGCGAUUCGGACCAGCAGAACUACAUCGAUGCCAAGCUCGCUCUCCUACUACAACUGUGUCAGACGCGGGAAGGCGCCAAGAAUGUUCUGCAUGCGAAUCUCUUCAGGGCCAUCGAGCAGUCAGGACUGUUUUCGGUGGAUCCCGAAUUACAGGUUGAUUCGGCAGAUAGUAGGGCGUUGGAGAGGCACUACGAUCUUCUAGUCAAAGUGGCGCGCAUCAUCGGUGCAGCGAUUGUCAGUAGAGGGUCACAUAACGUGCUGCAAGGCAGGCGCUUCUUGACCGAACACCGCAUGCUGGUGAUGCACGUGCUGAAGCGUUCAGCUGGAAUUGGGGCGGGAGCUGGUAAGACAGAUACGCUACUGUCUGAACGCGUUAGCGACUUGGCUGAGGCAUUCAUGGUCGUGAUCACUGCAACCGGGUUUCUUGAGUUCGAGGGCGGAAAUUUGCAGGAGGACAAAAGACCGGCACCGAUGUUGUUCCACUAAAAGUAAUAGGGACGGCUCCGUGAGAUCUAUGGCACGGCCUACAUAGAUAGGCCAGGUAUCUAUGUAGAAUAGAUGACGCGGUCGAGCAAAAAUUCGUUGGUAGUGUGUGCGACAAGGACUUGUACUCGUAGGUGAUAGUAGUAACGCCACAGGAACGCGUGAGAUCAGGUCUUGGCUGUUGGUGUAUGAUACGAUAUAAUGAUGGCUAGCCUACCCGCAGGAAAUGAAAUGCAAGAUACCGCCGCAAGGCAGAAAACCGUGAA
Molecule: messenger RNA, 5546 nt
Organism: Annulohypoxylon maeteangense
Lineage: Eukaryota; Fungi; Ascomycota; Sordariomycetes; Xylariales; Hypoxylaceae
Product: nucleoporin Nup186/Nup192/Nup205
Exons: 6
Coding region: 217-5283 (1688 amino acids)
Biological process (GO): nuclear pore organization
Cellular component (GO): nuclear pore; nuclear pore inner ring
Molecular function (GO): structural constituent of nuclear pore
Source: RefSeq, a predicted model, not a curated record